AUGCCAAUCCUGUUGCUUUUGAUCGGAUAUCCCCUCACUGAAAAUGGUGUACAAGCUUUCACUACAAAACGAAAUCCUAAUCCAUUGGGUAGCCCAUUCUUUGGUGGUCAACAUCAACAACAAUGUGGUCAUGUCCACUGCAAACUUUUCCAAGUUCUAGCACCUCCAAGCCAAACAUCAUUUUCAGUUCUAUCAGCCACCAAGAUUAAGGAUGUCGCUUGCACUUCCACUGAAACCCAGAGCAACCAAAAACCAUCAGAGAGCAAACACGCAGUGUCACAUUUGGAAAAUGAUGCGAACCUCAGCACAGUCACAGUCAACAAUCCUACUUGGGAUCAGAAUAUUGCGGCAAUGCUGGAAUACAAAGAGAUCCAUGGCACAGUCAACAUACCCACACAGUCAAAAGAAUACCCCAAACUAGCAUUAUGGAUCAAAAAUAUGAGGCACUAUAAUGGACGCUUGGCACGGGAACAGGUUGCUCAGCUAGACAGCAUUGGGCUUUUAUGGACUGAUGCCAAAAUGGACAAGCAUGAGAGGAUGUGGCUGGUAACGUUUGAGGAAUUGAAGGAAUACAAGGCAACUCAUGGACACUGCAGAGUUCCUAUCAAAGACGGCUGUCUUGGUACCUGGGUCAAAACACAACGCCGUCAAUACACUACUGGCAAGCUCAGGAGAGACAGACAAGAGAUGCUGGAAUCCAUUGGUUUUGAAUGGAGGCUUAAAAGGUUUGUCGAGGUGAAGAAUCCAGAACAGGAAACUUUGUGGAAUUCACAAUAUGCCAAGGUUGUUAGAUUCAAGGAAGAAUAUGGCCAUACACGUGUCCCAUAUCGAUAUCCAGAAAACCCAGAAGUUGGCAUUUGGGUGCACAUUCAGCGGAAUCGAAACAAAAAUGGCACCUUACGACCUGACCGCAAGGCGAAGCUUGAUGAAAUUGGUUUUGUAUGGGACAUUUCUGAAUACUUUUGGGAUACCCAAUAUGAUGCACUGGUGAAGUACAAGGAAAGGCAUGGUGACACUCGUGUGCCUCGAGAUAAUCCAGAAAACAAGGAACUUGGUUUUUGGGUGGGUAAACAGAGGCAGAAAAAGAAGAAUGAUGUCUUACGACCUGACCGCAAAGAAAGGCUUGAUGGGAUUGGUUUUGUAUGGGACUCUCGUAAACACACCUGGGGUGACCAAUAUGAUGCACUUGUCAAGUACAAGGAAAAGCAUGGUGACACACUUGUGCCUCGAGAUUAUCCAGAAAACAAAGAUCUUGGUUUUUGGGUGGCCACUCAAAGGCAGAAUAUGAAAAAUGGGACCUUACUGGCACGACCUGACCGCAAAGCAAAGCUUGACGCGCUUGGUUUUGUAUGGGACUUUGAUGACAUCCUUGGAGAAGCUUGGCUUGAGCGAUAUGAGAAUCUCAAGUGGUGCUAUGCCAACAAUGCUAAUUUUGAUCGGAGUCUUAAUACAUCAUGGACAAAGCGUCAACGCAUUUUUAGUGCAAAGGGCUUGCUUGCACCUCAUAGGAAAGCGCUGCUGGAUGAAAUUGGUUUUGACUGGUAG
Molecule: messenger RNA, 1545 nt
Organism: Seminavis robusta
Lineage: Eukaryota; Bacillariophyta; Bacillariophyceae; Naviculales; Naviculaceae
Source: the annotation of a GenBank genome assembly